Molecule: messenger RNA, 1881 nt
Organism: Topomyia yanbarensis
Lineage: Eukaryota; Metazoa; Arthropoda; Insecta; Diptera; Culicidae
Product: fatty acyl-CoA reductase wat-like
Exons: 7
Coding region: 1-1722 (573 amino acids)
Biological process (GO): long-chain fatty-acyl-CoA metabolic process
Cellular component (GO): peroxisome
Molecular function (GO): alcohol-forming very long-chain fatty acyl-CoA reductase (NADP+) activity
Source: RefSeq, a predicted model, not a curated record
AUGCGGAACGUUUCAGUGAAGCCUUCGGUCGAGGUCGAUUCUAUUCCAAAUAAUCCCGACAGUGUGGAAAAAAAUGCUACACCAGAGACAAAUCGAAUCCUUGACAUGUACAAAGACUCAACCAUCCUGAUCACUGGUGGCACAGGAUUUCUCGGCAAAGUGCUGCUGGAGAAGGCACUCCGGUGCUUGGACGUGAGAAAAAUAUUCAUCCUUAUCCGCCGGAAGGAGGGACUGAGCGCGGAUGAACGACUCGUCAAGUUGCUGCAGGAUGCGAUAUUCGAGAAAGCCCGCAACUGCUACCGGAAUGAAGGCGAGCUGCUUGCCAAACUGGAAGCCGUGCAAAUCGAUCUGGAGAGCGACCGGCUCUGUCAGUGUGCCACGGAAACCGAGGCUCGGCUGCUGGAGCAGACGGAAAUCAUCUUCAAUGUGCUGGCCUCGGUUAAAUUCAACGAAACAAUACGAAAUGCACUACGGACGAAUGUGGCCGGUACCAGGAAGGUGCUCCAGCUGGCACAACGCAUGCAACGGCUUCGGUCGGUGGUGCACGUAUCCACGCUCUACUCUAACUGCCAGCGAACGGAGAUUGAGGAGAAGGUCUAUCAGGAUAUUCCAAUGGGCUAUGGUGCGAUACUGCAGCUUGCAGACACGUUGUCGGAGCAAGAGAUGGAUAAUUUCCAGCACUGUUUUCUCGGUCCGAUGCCAAAUACGUACACUUUCAGUAAGAAAUGUGCUGAAGUGAUGAUCCAGGAUGAGUUUUCGCAUCUACCUAUAGGUAUUUUUCGACCUCCGAUAGUAAUUUCCACCUACCGAGAACCGCUACCCGGCUGGACCGACAAUCUGAACGGACCGUCCGGUGUGUGCAUGUGGACCGCCAAGGGACUGAUCCGUACGAUCUGGGGCAGUGCAACGAAAACAGCUAACCUAGUUCCGGUGGACUACUGCGUCAACGCCAUUAUUGUGGCUGCCUUCGACAUCCGGCAGCGGCAUUGGCAAAACAAAUUGCAGUACGAUAAUUCCGUGCACGAGAUGGAAGCAACACAACAUGACGAUAAAAAUUGCUUUUCUUGUGCCGUACGUGAACAGCAGGACAAACACAUUCCCACCCAGCAGGAUGGUGAAUUGCCGAUGUAUAAUUUUAUGUAUCCCGAGCACAGCCUGACUUGGGGAAGGUACAUGGAGAUGGCGUCCCUGGGUUUCGACAGUCGGUUGCAUCAACUGGUGUGGAACUAUUCAUAUGUGAUAACGUCGUACCGACAUGUGUUUCGGCUGCUAUCCUUUUGUUUUCAUACAGUUCCAGCUAUUAUAUUGGACACAGUCAGAAAGAUUCGUAGGAAAAAGCCUGUCUACCAGAGAGCCAUGCAGAAGACCAAUCGCUUUCUGGAGAUGAUGUCCUACUUUGGGCUCCGUCAGUGGACCAUUCGCAAUGGGAACGUACGUCGCAUGCGAACGUUGCUGUCGCGGGAAGAAACGCGGCUGCUGGAAUUCGACAUGGCAGCUAUCGAUUGGAACGAAUAUUUUGGAAGCUACAUUCCCGGCAUCCGGCGUUAUUGGUUUGGUGAAUGCACUGUGCAGGGAGAUCGCAGGGUACCGGCUGCUAACCGCAGAUUUCGCUAUAUGCAGCGGCUGUUCCAUCGUCUCGUUUGGAUCUGGAUUUGGGUGCGGCUUACGCGGUUGACAUCUAAAUUCGUGCUGCACAAUCUGUUUGCUAUUCUGAUUGCGUAGCUCCCAGCAGCGCGCAAUGAAGCUACACUUUUCACGAUAUUCAAAUCCGUCGGUGUUUACCUGUAGCAGGUAAUUGUGGGACGACACUACAAUUGGGAACUGUUUUGCAAACGGACGGUUGUGUAUCUCCGUAGGUGUGAUGAAUGUUAAAUUCAAUAA